AUGUCUUCCUCCAAGUCCAUAUCCUUCCCAGAAUUCCCCAUCUCCCAAAUCACCAUGCCCACCGACGACCUGUUCAACGCCGCGUACACCUACGUCCAAGAGAACUGUACCAAAGCGACACUCAACCACUGCGUCCGCAGCGUCGCCUUUGCUCUCAUUCUGCUCCGCAAGCUCCCGCCCUUGACAGCCAACCCGGACAUUGACAGGGAAACCAUCGUGCUCUCCAUCAUGCUGCACGACUUGGGCUGGGCCACGACCCAGUCCCUGACAUCCAACGACAAACGCUUCGAAGUCGACGGCGCAGAGAUUGCCCGCAACUUCCUCCGCACCGAGAUCGCCGCCGCCGAUGGCGCCGGAUCGGGCGGCAAAUGGGACAAGCACCGUCUGCAACUGAUCUGGGACGCCAUCGCGCUGCACACGACCCCGAGCGUCGCGCAACACAAGGAACCCGAGGUCCUGGCCACCCAGACGGCCAUCACCGCCGACUUCUUGGGGCCCAACCUCCCCAUCCCCGUGCCCGGCGGGCCCAUAAUCACCGUUGACGAGUACAAAGAGAUUCUCGGGGUGUGGCCCCGCCUCGGCUUCAAGGAGGAGCUGCGCGCCACAUUGUGCGGGCUCUGCCGCACCAAGCCCCAGACCACCGUGGACAAUUUUGUCGGUCAGUUCGGCGCGGCGUACGGCACCGACGGUCACGGCGGCGGGAGGGCAGAGUUCCUCAAGUUUUUGGAGGACAAUAACGUCGUCAACCUCUUGGAGGGCGGGUUGACGGCCCUGGAGCAGUAUGAGAAAUGA
Fonsecaea nubica is the source of this 792-nucleotide messenger RNA. RefSeq lists its product as hypothetical. Lineage: Eukaryota; Fungi; Ascomycota; Eurotiomycetes; Chaetothyriales; Herpotrichiellaceae. The transcript has a single exon. The record is from RefSeq and is a predicted model, not a curated record. Bases 1 to 792 code for a protein of 263 amino acids.